AGGGGCACCCGAUUGAAAAAGUGAUUCGGGGCAGGGGCACCCAACUCAGGUUUCUUUCCUUCCUUAUCUUCUUCUUCAUCGAUUUGUUGCUGUCUGUCUGUGUGUGUGUGUGUGUGUGUUUGGCUGUGACAUUCACAACAACAUGAUGUUAUCAUCCAUGGUGGCAGUUCAACCUCCCACUCUGAAGCCUCUCACUCUCUCGCCCAUCAAAUUCAACACCUCUUCUUCCUUCUCCUCAAACUCACAUUCUCACUCACACCUGUGUCCCUCAAACCCCUCACGUUUUAGGCUCGCUGUUUCUGCGGCCGAAACUCCUUCUGCUGCGGUUGCCGUUGCUGAACAAGAUGACACUUCUCUCUCUCCUCCGCCUCAGAAGCUUGGAGUGGUUGUGAAGCCAACUGACAAGCCAAGACUUGUGUUGAAGUUCAUUUGGAUGGAGAAGAACAUUGGCAUUGCACUUGACCAAGCUGUACCGGGCCACGACACCAUUCCUCUCAGCCCUUAUUACUUUUGGCCAAGGAAAGAUGCUUGGGAGCUCAAGGAGUUACUCGAGAGCAAGCCUUGGAUAUCACAAAAGCAGAUGAUUAUUCUUCUGAACCAAGCAACUGAUCUCAUCAAUUUGUGGCAGCAGAGUGGUGGCAACUUGUCCUGAAAUCAAAUGUAGGAUGUUUUCAAACUUCUUGUAUUUUUUCGGUGAUGUUUUGUGUCAAUAGGAUGUUCUCCUUUCAAUACUAUGGUUGUUCUGUUGUAUUGUGUUUACAGUCAAGUUAUUUCUCUUGCUAUGUAUACCAGACAAGUGUGAAAUUCUUUUAGAUGAAUCAUUACGUUUCUACUCUCA
This is a messenger RNA of Lotus japonicus, 838 nucleotides long. RefSeq names its product 30S ribosomal protein 3, chloroplastic-like. Lineage: Eukaryota; Viridiplantae; Streptophyta; Magnoliopsida; Fabales; Fabaceae. Gene Ontology annotation, molecular function: structural constituent of ribosome. The record is from RefSeq and is a predicted model, not a curated record. Gene Ontology annotation, cellular component: ribosome. Gene Ontology annotation, biological process: translation.